This is a messenger RNA of Humulus lupulus (European hop), 1083 nucleotides long. Its product is annotated as receptor-like protein EIX2. Gene Ontology annotation, molecular function: protein binding. The transcript has a single exon. Lineage: Eukaryota; Viridiplantae; Streptophyta; Magnoliopsida; Rosales; Cannabaceae. The record is from RefSeq and is a predicted model, not a curated record. The coding region runs from base 1 to 1083 and encodes 360 amino acids.
AUGGAUUUAUUACUACAAAUUCGAGUUUUGCAAUUGAGGCACAACAACUUCUCAGGAAAUCUACCCUCAUCCUUACAAACUUGUGAGCAGCUUCAAGUUUUUGAUAUUGGAGAUAAUGCAUUGGAAGGAAAAAUUCCAUUGUGGAUUGGCCAAAAACUGACAAAUUUGAUUUUUCUGUCUCUAAAAUCUAAUCAACUUAGUAAUCGUAUUCCAUCUAAUCUAUGUAAUCUCCAUGCCAUUGAAAUGUUGGACCUUUCCAUGAAUAGAAUAUUUGGGACUAUCCCUCCAUGUCUAGACAAGUUUACCUCUAUGGCGGAAAAACGAGAUGACUAUGGAUUAGAUACUGGAAGCUAUAUCUUUAGGGUGGAUGUACCUCUUGGUGAGAAUGCUAUAUUACCCUUUGAAUUAGAAUCACUAGUGAUUAUGUGGAAAGGAGUGUACCUUGAGAAUGAAAAGAUUUUUAGAUCAUUAAGACUCAUUGAUCUUUCAAGCAAUCAAUUGACUGGACAAAUUCCAGAGGAAUUAACACAUCUUGUUGAAUUAAUUCAACUUAACCUAUCAUGGAACAAUUUGCAUGGAGCUAUCCCAAAGGAGGUUGGGAAAUUGAGUAAUCUGCAAUCACUUGAUCUAUCCAACAACAAGCUCUCCGGUGAAAUUCCCUCUAGCUUAGCAACAAUAUCAUUUUUGAGCUACUUGAAGUUGUCGAACAACCGAUUGUCUGGAAAAAUCCCCACAGGCACUCAACUACAAAGUUUUGAAGCUUCUAGCUAUACAGGAAACCUUAGACUUUGUGGACUUCCUCUACCAAAGUCAUGCUUUGGAGAUGAAACUUUACAAGGCAACCCAGAUUCAAAUCGUGAUGAAAGCAUUGUUGCAGACGAUGACAAAUGGUUUGACAUGAAACAGUUUCAUAUGGGAAUUGGAGUUGGAUUUGUAAUUGGAUUUGUUGGAGUUUGUGCCAACAUUUUUCUUAUAAAAUCUUGGAGAAUUGCCUAUUUCCAGUUCUUAAAUAGCAUGGAGAAUUGGCUUUAUGUGACAAUUUCUAUCAAAUUGGCCCAAUUGAAGAGAAUGUUUUCAAAUUAA